AAUAAAGUUGCCUUUAAAGUUUAGAGUUAGACGUAAACAUGUUCAGUUUGUUGUUUUAAUGCCUCGCUGUGCAGCUGCAAAGCUUUUAAUCUGAAAUGUUUCUGCUCGGAUCGAGAUGAGAAAGACUGAACUCCGCUGAACCUGCAGGAUGUCGGCUUCACGUUUCACUUCCGGCUGGAGAGUCACUGCAGCGGUUCAUGUUUUCUCUUCAAUAAACUAGCAAUUAAAUAAAACCAGCAAUAUGACAUGUGAUAAAAUAAAAAAAAAAGAAAAGAAAACCUGGUUUUGUUCAAGUCCUAUAUUUUAUCAUGCUCAAAAUACGUCAUCAGGAUAAUAAUAAUAUAAAUAAUGCUCUAGUCGUGAUUGAUUUUAAUUCAUUAUUCUAAGACAAAUACAAUAAAUUCUGCAAUAUUAAUAUUUAUCUCUUAUUUUAUUAUUUGCAAUACUGAUGCUAAACUGUUCGUCCAACUUGAGGAUAAUGAAAAUACAUUAAAAAAUAAAUAAAAAUAAUCCAUUUAUGAUUGACUUAAUUCAUCUAAAUGUGUUACUUUUAAAUAAUAAAACACUAAAUGCUGUGACAAAAUGUUUUAAAGUAAUGAUGUUGAGAGGAAUCAUCAGUCUGUAAAUGUUUUGUUAAAUUUUUAGUAAAUAUUCAGUCAGAUUCUGUUCUGCAAAAGGCGAAAUAAAAAGUUUAUAAUAAGAAAUAUUUGCAACAUUCGUCAACACUGAUGAUGAUGGUGAUGAUGAUGAUGAUGAUGAUGAUGGUGAUGAUGAGGCUGAGAGGUUCCGCUGGAGGAGGUGAUGGUGGGAGGAGAGGCGGAGGUUCGGUGGCCCCCCACCCCCUCCGCAUCAAACCUGCCCCCUGCACCGGAGCCGCCGACGGGCCGUGAUGCUGCAGCCGCCCGCAGAUAAAAGACCCGCCGCGGCGCUGCGGACAGAAAACACGCAGCGGGAAAUCUGCGGCUGCAAAACCUCCGCAACAGAAAUGUAGAGGAAUCAUCUGAUUUUUGUUGCUUUUAAGGAUCUGCGUGAUGGAAGCGUCUCUGCAGAGUUUUCCCGCAGUUAACGGUUUAACUCCCGGCGCCCUGCUGGCGGCCUGCCUGGCUCUGCUGCUCUCCGUCAGGCUGUGGCUCCGGCGCCGCGGGGCCGCUCCGGGCCUGCCGGGGCCCUUCGCCUGGCCCGUUAUCGGGAACGCCGCGCAGCUCGGCAACACGCCGCACCUGUACUGCACCCGCAUGGCGAGGCAGUACGGCGACGUGUUCCAGAUCCAGCUGGGCAGCCGAACCGUGGUGGUUCUGAACGGCGGCGCCAUCCGACCGGCGCUCAUCAAGCAGGGUUUGGACUUCGCCGGGAGGCCGGACUUCACCUCCUUCCGGUUCAUCGCCGACGGCCAGAGCUUGGCGUUCGGCACCGUCACGGACUGGUGGAAGACGCACCGCAAAGUGGCGCAGUCCACCGUCCGCAUGUUCUCCACCGGGAACCCGCAGACCAAGCGGACCUUCGAGCAGCACGUCCUGGCCGAGUUCAGGGAGCUUCUGCGGCGGUUCGUGGAGAAAACGCGGGCGGAGCGGUACUUCCAGCCCUGCACCGACCUGGUGGUGUCCACGGCCAACGUGAUGAGCGCCGUCUGCUUCGGGAGGAGGUACACCUACGAGGAUGCGGAGUUCCGGGAGGUGGUGGGCAGGAACGACAAGUUCACCAAGACUGUGGGAGCGGGGAGCAUCGUGGACGUGAUGCCGUGGCUGCAGUACUUCCCCAACCCAAUCAAAACCAUCUUCGAGGACUUCAAGAACCUCAACCGGGACUUUGGGUCGUUCAUCCGGGAUAAAGUCAUGGAGCACAGGAAGUCCAUGGAGUCGAGCGCCAUCCGGGACAUGACGGACGCGUUCAUCGUGGCUCUGGACCGAAACACGGAGACAACUGGACUCUCCUCUGGGAACGACUACGUGACUCCCACCAUAGGGGACAUUUUUGGAGCCAGCCAGGACACGAUGUCCACGGCUUUACAGUGGAUCAUCCUCAUACUGGUCAAGUAUCCUGAGAUCCAAACGCGUCUUCAGCUGGAGGUGGACAGAGUUGUGGACCGGAGUCGUCUGCCGUCCGUCGAGGACCAGGCCGAGCUGCCGUACGUCAUGGCCUUCCUCUACGAGGUGAUGCGCUUCACCAGCUUCAUCCCGCUCACCAUCCCCCACUCCACCAUCACAGACACCUCCAUCAUGGGCUACGCCAUUCCAAAGAACACCGUCAUCUUCAUAAACCAGUGGUCCGUCAACCACGACCCGGCCACGUGGUCCAACCCGGGGACCUUCGACCCUGAGCGCUUCCUGGACCCCCAGGGGGCGCUAAACAAAGACCUGGUCGCCAACGUGCUCAUCUUCUCGUUGGGCCGGCGGCGUUGCAUCGGCGAGCAGCUCUCCAAGAUGCAGCUGUUCCUGUUCACGGCGCUGCUGGCGCACCAGUGCCGCAUCUCCGCCGACCCGGCGAAGACUCUAACCCUGGACUACAAGUACGGCCUGACUCUGAAACCGCUCGACUACGCCAUCGCCGUGUCUCUGCGGGAAGACGUGACUCUGCUGGACGCUGGUGCCGCUCAGGCAGUCACAAAUGAACAAUCAGCAGAAUUACAGGCAAAAGAUUAAAGAUUAAAGGCCACAGCAAGAGGCUGCAACCUGCAGAGCCACAAAUGGCUCAUCGGACCCAAAAACUUUAGUAAAUAUAUAGUAUAUAUAUAGUAUAUAUAGUAAAACAGCCUCAAAAUAUUUGAAAUAUUGACACGAUCGGACUUGGAAGCGUAGAAAAAUCCAAACUUUUACCCGUUUUUCUCAACACAGAGAUUUCAGAUCAUCGUCCGAUUCUUUUUAUUUAAAAUCCCCUCACAUUGUAGAAAUCCUGCAUGAACUCUUAACAAGGUCACCAGGGUGUUUGGACGAAAAAGAGGCCCACAGCAUGACAGUUCCUCCACCGCACUUAACAAUGGUGCUUAGAUUUGGCAUUUUAGGAAAAAAAACACUUUUUUCUGUUUUAGCUUCAAUCAGGUUCUGAUAGAAAAGGAAUAAAAUGUUGAAUUUAAUUAUUUGCAUUUUUAAUGUUUUUCUAAAAUUAAAUGAAAAAUAUGCCAAUAUUUUUAUCAGAUUAAUCGAUUAAUCAUCAGAAUAAUCAAUUAAUCACUUACUAAAUUAAUCAUUAAUUGCAGCCCAGGUUUUACAAAAGUUAAUCCACCUACAAAAUUCGUAAACGUAAAAAAAACACCUUCAUUUAUUGAUUGUUUUAUUUCUUUAAAAAGCUAAUUUGGUUGAUGUGGGAGAGCUGUAUGGAAGGAUUUUUCUAAAUCUUUUAGCAGCUGCAAUAACAGACAGAUUUA
Molecule: messenger RNA, 3361 nt
Organism: Xiphophorus hellerii (green swordtail)
Lineage: Eukaryota; Metazoa; Chordata; Actinopteri; Cyprinodontiformes; Poeciliidae
Gene: cyp1b1
Product: cytochrome P450, family 1, subfamily B, polypeptide 1
Exons: 3
Coding region: 1032-2639 (535 amino acids)
Biological process (GO): progesterone metabolic process; hormone biosynthetic process
Molecular function (GO): steroid 17-alpha-monooxygenase activity; iron ion binding; heme binding
Source: RefSeq, a predicted model, not a curated record